Messenger RNA from Rhinichthys klamathensis goyatoka, 874 nucleotides. RefSeq names its product coiled-coil domain containing 153 (gene drc12). The record is from RefSeq and is a predicted model, not a curated record. Bases 146 to 754 code for a protein of 202 amino acids. NCBI's taxonomy places the organism in Eukaryota, Metazoa, Chordata, Actinopteri, Cypriniformes, Leuciscidae. The transcript has 7 exons.
AUGGCCUCUUUAGUAUCUAAGUGGUUUCCCAUUUUAACAGGAUAAGUUAAAAACGAGUCCCCUGUGAAAGAUGCACCGCUUCGCUCAUGUAUCAGUGUGAACAUCACAGGAAGUGUGAGAUGCAGACCUAGAAUCUCUGUACACUAUGCCACCCAAGAAGAAAGGGAAAGGAAACAGCAAAAAGGAAAAGUCCAAAAAGAGCACGCCAGAAAAAGAUGAUGGACUUUCAGAGAAGUACCAGAGAAGUGCCUUAGACGUAGCUGUUUUAAAAGAACAUUUGGCACUGAGGAGCAGUGUAGCGCGUCAGGCUACAGUGGUGAGAGAUGACUUGAAAUGUCAAAUCAGAGAUCUGGAGCAGGUGCUCAGUCAGGAACGAUCAGACAUGAAGGACAUCACUGCAGAUCUCAACCGUCAAUAUAGGUCUAUGGAAACAGACCUGCAGACUAAAGUGAACAGGCUUGAAGUGAGUGUGGACUUGCUUCAGACUCAGUUCGCCGAGUGUCAGGUUAAAUUAAAAUCGGAAAGAGAGCGGCGAGAGAAGACGGAAGCAGAAAAAGACGCCAUCAUUUCUGACCUCCAGAGCAAACUGGACCGCAUGGAGAGUGAGUGUGAGAAGAUACUGCACGGCUGUCUGGACAGUUUGCUCUCUCACCUGGCUGAGACGCGGCUGCAGUGGGAAGAACAGAGCACAGUCCUUCAUCAGGAAGUCAAGGACAUGCUCAGUGACUUUGGGAUAAACCCGCUUCACAUAUGAGGACAUCUUUAGUUGAGAACUGUGAACAGAACAAGACCAAGACCUCUGACAUCUAAGAAAUGACAUGUAUAAUGCAUAAGCCAUGGCUUUUCAUACUGGGCUCCAGGGAUUGAGAUGUGU